CCCAAGAAAAAGUUUGCAAUAUCAUUGUAAAAUUGCACGUCUCGUACAGGUGCAAUACGCCCGCAAGACGAGGAAAAUUAAAAUCACAUAAACUGCACGUUGUGUGCACGUGGGACAUUCGUCCCAAAUGAAUUGUGUCCUUUGGAGUGUGACGGAGCGAUUGAAAUGACAACGACGUCGUUAUGGAAAAGAAGGCGAAUCAUUUUGUUCGUUUGCUUGCCAAAAAGCUCAACGAAAAGGAACAUGAACAAUCAAGAGUCCCUACUGACAUUGCUACAGUCAAACAAACAUUCAGGAAUGCCUUGAACGACCUGCCUAAAAGUCCACUAAAGUCUGAACUACAAGGGAAAGCAGCGACGUACUCAAGAAAGCUAGAAGCGUUGACGAAAAAUGGAAGAAGUGGAAACACGAAAAGCAUUAAUAAGGGCCAGAAGGUACAACAUGAAAGUGGUGAGCCUACAAUGCGUCAGGACGACAAAGACUUGGUCACAAAUGAUCUGAGAUCAUCACAGAUGAGACGAGAAGAAGCUCGUGCUCCAUCCAGCCCGAAAAGAAGCAAGAAGCCGCCUCGGAAAUGCAGUCCAAACGCCCACUCGAGUGACUCUGCUGCCAAGGAUGAUGGAAGCGAUGAAGAAAGGACAGACGAUACGGUUGCCAUGGCAACACAAUCUGUCAGCAAGAUGGACGUUACAAGCCAACAUGAGCCGGAUGGCGCCUCGGCCAGUCAGAGCUCGUCGUUUGCAUACAAUGUUUGUGCAAAAGACGCGAAGAGCAGAGUCCUAGAAUCGCUCGCCCAACUUCCCUCGGAGGAAAGGCAGAGGCUGGCACCCCAUGCCUAUGCCUGCCUCUGCAGUUCCAACAGUUUCAGCGAGUUCCUGCAUUCACUUCAACCAGAUGACAAACUGAGAACAACAUCAGACACAAUGGGCCUGCUGCAGCAGGAAGUUCUGGCCGGUCUUGGCACGUCAGAUGCCAAGGUGUUGAUCCGCACAAUGGCGGACUGCCUGAGUGGAGUCAUUUUGGAGGCAGACAAAGUUCUUGAAACCAAAGAUUCUAGCAGGUUGAUGGAGUUGCAAGGGUUUAUACUGAACUUCUUGCAGUGGGCCAAGAUGCAGCACGAAUUCCACGGGCAGAAACGAGACAAGCAGUCCCAAUCCUUGACCAACUUUGAAGACUUGAUGGCAGCCAUUUUAUCCAUCUACGUGGACAUCAGCAUUGUCUUAUCAAGAAAUAAUCCUGACACUGCAGAGGCCGAAGGCAGAAGCACCUUGUCUAAGAUCCUCCUCCUCAUUGGUCAGUCGCCAAUCCAACAACUCAACCUUCUUCUUCAAGUCACUCAGCCGUCGGCCCGGGACUGCCGUUUCAUGAUGCCUAUUUACAAGCAGAUGCUGAUGGCCAAACCUAGCGUCAUGACCAACGAGGCCUUCAUCAAGUACGUCUGCGCUGUCCGGUUCAGCCGGCAGGUUCUCCGAGAGCAGACAGAGCCAGCCGUUCAAGACGUCUUACGGGAUAUCUCAAAUGUUGCUGCGACGGCCGAGCCGUCCAUAGAAUUUCUCCAGUGGCUGUACAGCGUGGCCCCCGAUGCCUACAGUAGCCUGCCCGACUCGGUCAAGAGCACUGCGUCCCUGCUGGUCAAGUAUCUGACUGAGCAAGCGUCCAGAGACUACCUGGACAAGUUGCUGGAUAUUGUGUGCGAUGAAGAGAACGAAAGCCAGACCCUGUCUUAUAAAGACGGCCGGGGCGAUCAGAGUCUGCCGGUUACCAACAGCCACGCCAACCAGGCAGAUAUACUAGAGACAGAGGGACUGUUCUUUAAGGAUACCAGCCGAGAUGAAGACCUGGCUCAGCAAGUCAACUCUGAUCCGGAGUCUGUUGAUGCAUUACACAGCAGGCUUGACGAGCUCAUCGAGGGCAUCGACCAAGAGGACACUAGUGAAGAUGAUGAGAAUGAAGAAGAUGUAGUUGUGAAACCCUCAAACACCAAAGCUAGGAGCAAAUUCAGCUCCAUCAGAAAUGGCGGUGAUGGAAAUCUCACACCGUCGGAUAGUGAUGAUCAAAGCGACUACGAUGAAGUCGACAUGGACUUGAGUGGCACCACUUCGGAGCAAACCGUUCCCGAAUCUCUGAGCUUUGAGGAGCAGCGGUACAUGUUGAAGUCAGAGACACAGAAAGCGACUGAUGCCAGUGGCGCGGCCAAAAGCGACGUAGGAAGUACUCAGAGGAGGCGUGGGAAAUCAAGAAGUCAGAAGACCCUGUCGCUGAGUUCAAAAGGAGACGAAGAGGAUGUCAUAGUCAUCCCAGAGACCCAAGGCUACCAGCAGGAAACAGAGUCAGACCGAGAGAGCUUCACCACGGCCAAGGAUAACUUGGACUCGACCAGGGAGUCCAUUGUCAUCGACGUGGAUGAUGAGAUUACUUUUAAAGUCAAGGCCUCACGUCAUAAGGCUGAGGAGGAUGGAGAAGUAGCGGAGGAGGAUGCGGGAGAGGAGGAAGAAGAAAUGGAUGACGAAGAUGAGAUCCAUCUCAUUGAAAACGAAGCUGAUGAUGAUGACCAAGAUGAAGAAAAUGACAGCGGGAAAGGGAAGGAUACUUCAGGACAGUCUUGUUCUGAGACUUCCCCAUUGAAAGCUCAGACAAGACGUUUGCACACUUCCCAGGAAUCUGGGAAGACGUCAAGCAAGAAACAGGAGCAGGUAUCAGAUGAGUCCAAUGGGGGUCACAAGGGCAUGAAUCUCAGGUCCAUGAGCAACGCCCGCAGUCAGUCCAGCCUCCUGAGGUUCUUCACCCCCAUCAGCCGGAACAACGAGGACAGCGACAGUGACUCCCAGCCAACUCGAGGCACCGAAUCUGGAAAGCAUUCCCAGACUGAUGAUGUUGAAGUAGUCCCUGAUUCCUGCAGCUCAGCCGACAAUGAAACAAGGAGUACUAAAACUGAUAAUGGCACGUUUGCCACUCCACGACGGGCCAAAAACUUAGAUUCGCUGCAAGGAGUCGGCACUGACUCCAACCCAGAGGAAUCUGCAGAUGCCUCACAACCUAGAGAAAAGAAGAAUACAGCGCCAGCUACAAAGAAACAGAACAGGCUGUCUAGGUCGGCAAGGAAAACAGGCAGUGCGAGAAAACGGAUGAUUACCUCUAGCGACAGUGAUGAAGAGCCUGCUAGACUUCCCUCGCCAGUCUUCAGACGAUCCAAGGCUGGCAAACAGGCCUCUAAGACUUCUGAGCAGAUGACUGCUUCUGUUGAGGAUGCAGUUUCUAAAGACAAUAGACAGAUGCAGAAGGAAUGUGAAACAGCAUCUUCCGAUCUCCAGCAUCCCAUAGACACAGAGGAAUCUACACAUGCUUCACAACCUAGAGAAGAGAAGGAUACAACACCGGGUUUGAAGAAGCACAGCAGGCUGUCUGGGUCGGUAAGGAAAGUAGGCAGUGUUAGAAAACGGAUGGUUACCUCUAGCGACAGCGACAAGGAGCCUGCUAUACCUCACUCGCCAGUCUUUAGACAGUCCAAGACUAGCAAGCAGGCCUCAAAGACUUCGGAGCAGAAGACCCCAGCUGUUCAGGAUGCGGUUUCUGAAGGUAUCAGGCGCAUCCGCGAGGAGUGCGCUACUACAUCUUUAGAUCUCGGGCAGCCCUUAGUCACCAGGUCAGCAUCGAAGAAGAAACAACCAAAGCGUAAAUCGCUGACGAUCACAGGAGGCAUUAAGACUAGGAGCCUGGCAGUCAGCACCCCACGACAGCCCACCAAGGGAGCACAAAGCUCCACCCCUGCCGAGAAGACUGCCUCCAAGUCGGCAGAGAAGCGGCAAGGGGUGUCGCCCUUGAGCCCCUCCAAGGUCAAGCGGGCAGCAACAUUUGGAGACACCUAUCGCAUUCUCGCGGGCAUCUCAGCGGACAGCCAGACGGAUCCCGGUUCCUUACCUGCCUCCCAAUCUCAGAAGACGUCCUCAAAGAUGCCACGUCUGCAGCCCAAGGCACUGGAGGAGAUGUUUGAUAAGGACACGCCGUCUGGCCGGAAGCAAAGUGCCAAGAAACAGACGGCUGACGUCCAAGUAAUCUCUGGCUCCUCCCAGGAAAGUACUAAAUCAAAAAACGACAGCCCGACCGAAAGGAUCAGCAAGAAAACUGUCGCCAGAACACCCAAAUCAUCACAAGAGAGCUCAGUUUCAACACAAGCAAAACGGCUGAAGAAAGCUAAGAGUACCAAUGACAGUAACUCACCCAAAGCUGCGCUGAAGCGGAGAGCUUCCCUUCCUUCCAAAGAAGCAAUGAAAAGUACAAAGAUGAAAAGGAAAUCCACGGGAACCAAGACAUAAAACAAGCCUCUGUUUUUUAUUCAGCCACUUUCAAGUUUUAAUCCUUACAUUUCUUAUGUAAGUGUUUGUCUUGCGAGAAGUUUCAUGUUUUUAACUUGCAUUGUAAAGUUGCAUUUCAAGUGCUGUAUUUCUCUUUAUAUUUUUUAACCAUAAAGGUAAAAAAAAGGCCAAAAAAUCAAGUUCGUAAUAAUUGUAAUGAGGCCAAAUCCAAUGAGAUCGAGUAAAAGAUCAUUAGGGUCACCGUACAUAUUUAUUAGUUUUGAAAUGGAAACAAAAUAUAGAUAUUUAUCUUUGGAUUAAAUUAUACAGAUGGCUGAAAUCAUCAUUUGUGUGAUCCAAAAUAAUUGUUGUGAUUAUGACAACUUUGUCUACCCAGUCUGAACAUUUGAUUGACGAUAAUUCAUUUAAUUGUCCCGAAUUACCUUCUUAAAACUUGGAAUUUUUUGUUGAACACAUAGAAAAGUACAAUGUAGUUCUCAAUGCAUUAAGACCAAUCUGGAACCGCUAAUACUCUACACGCAUGGAGGCCCCCUUCAAUGGCAUAAGCAUUGUGUUAGCUAUUGUUCAGAUAGUCUGUCAUGGGACAGAUGUUUGGUACAAUAGCUUGCUUUUAGUGCUUUCGCCAUUGAUAGGGGCCUCCGUGAAUUUACAGUGACAGCAAGCUGGGUUUGGUCUGCAUUGACUACCCUUUCAUCUUGAUUAAAAUAUUUGCCACAGUUCAAAGAAA
This is a messenger RNA of Patiria miniata (bat star), 5040 nucleotides long. RefSeq names its product dentin sialophosphoprotein-like. The record is from RefSeq and is a predicted model, not a curated record. NCBI's taxonomy places the organism in Eukaryota, Metazoa, Echinodermata, Asteroidea, Valvatida, Asterinidae. Bases 183 to 4313 code for a protein of 1376 amino acids. The transcript is spliced from 16 exons.